Messenger RNA from Galeopterus variegatus (Sunda flying lemur), 1895 nucleotides. It is a transcript of the gene UBE2G2, whose product is annotated as ubiquitin-conjugating enzyme E2G 2. Lineage: Eukaryota; Metazoa; Chordata; Mammalia; Dermoptera; Cynocephalidae. Bases 1173 to 1586 code for a protein of 137 amino acids. Gene Ontology annotation, cellular component: endoplasmic reticulum; cytosol. The record is from RefSeq and is a predicted model, not a curated record. The transcript has 7 exons.
GUGAUGUGUAUGUGUCUGUAGCAUGUGUGUGCCUGUGAAUGUCCUUGUCUCCUUCCUCUCUGCCUCACGUUCAUUGCCACCUGCUCUGGCCCGACCUCUCCCACACCUGCGUCUUUGCCUGCAUGUCCUCCAGUCCUUGAAUGACUGCUCAUACUUAAGCACAGAGGACUGCACAGCUCAGGAGAAAUGCAGUGUGGCAGUGUGCAUGGAUUGGGGGUCCUGGGGAGGGCCCGGUGGUGCUGACUGAGAGCCAUCCGUGCAGGGAGAGGACUCCUCCUGCGCAGCUGGAGGGCACGGGGAGCUAGCAGCAACUUGUCCCUGGUGCCCUGAGCCCAGAGCUUUGUGUCCACCUCAGCAGACCUUCUGUGUGCUGCCUGCAGUAGGGACAGUUGCCUGGCCUCUUGGGGUUGUGGGGCUCUGACUUCAAAGUUCAUCUGGUGAGAACUUCAAAGCAGCCUGCAGACUCAGCCGCCACCCGUCUCUGCCUCUCGGCCAUGACAGUCCCUCCACCCCAGGCUUUGUUUUCACAUCUUGCCCAUGGCCUCGGGUCUAGUGGUGCCAACCCAGUAGCGACACCCUCUGUCUGCUGGCCCUGCCUUCCCGUCUCUGUCCUCAUUGCUUGUACCUUUUCCAUUUUUUAUGUCAUGUCAGUGGGGUUUCAGGAGGGAGCUGAGAUGGACGUUUCAUUCCCAUCUGCCCUGUUUGAGUGAAAUCAGAAUUGCUGCUUCAGUGAGUGUUGCUGGCUUGGCCACAUUUACCUGUGCUCGCAGGACAUAGAGUCCGCAUCCCCUACCUGCUGGCCUCCUCAAGGCCAGAAUCACUGUGACUGCUCCCAGUCUGUGGUCUUGCUUGUCCCAUCCUUCCUUGCCACCUGACCCAUUUCUCUCUGAAAACUUCUUGAAGGGGGGCAGUGGUGCCAACUGUGUGGAAGUCCUGCUCGGCUUCCAGAAGAUAGUGAGUCGGGGCAGGGCAGGGCCCCGGGAGCGAGAAGUUCUGGAACAGUGAUUUCUGAAAGACUUGGUGUUGGGGCAGCAUGUGAAACAGAUUGUAGGCCCACAGGGCUUGUCAAUGAGACAGAUCAGGUUCAGGUUCGAUGGGCAACCCAUUAAUGAGACGGACACUCCAGCACAGAAUUAACACUGAACCCUCCAGAAGGAAUUGUGGCAGGCCCCAUGAAUGAAGAGAAUUUUUUUGAAUGGGAAGCAUUGAUUAUGGGCCCAGAAGACACCUGUUUUGAGUUUGGUGUUUUUCCUGCCAUCCUGAGUUUCCCACUUGAUUACCCGUUAAGUCCUCCAAAGAUGAGAUUUACCUGUGAGAUGUUUCAUCCCAACAUCUACCCUGAUGGGAGGGUCUGCAUCUCCAUCCUUCAUGCGCCGGGUGACGACCCCAUGGGCUACGAGAGCAGUGCUGAGCGGUGGAGCCCCGUGCAGAGUGUGGAGAAGAUCCUGCUGUCGGUGGUGAGCAUGCUGGCAGAGCCCAAUGACGAAAGUGGCGCUAAUGUGGAUGCCUCCAAAAUGUGGCGGGAUGACCGGGAGCAGUUUUAUAAGAUCGCCAAGCAGAUUGUACAGAAGUCUCUGGGGCUCUAAGGCCUUGCCAUGCACAUGUGCACAGACGUGUGCCGACACGCAUGCGUGCUAACACACACCACUGAUCAGGCCCAGCCUUCUCCUCUGGAGCACUUAGUGACAGCUGUCUCUGUGCUGGUAACAAAAAGACAGACUCACAGAGCCACAGCAUCUGUUUUUUUCUCACCUUUCGCACCCCAAACAGGCUUCUCUUCUGAAACUAUGUUUAUGUAGAACAGCGACAGCUUAAUGCAGUUUUGAAGUGUUCCUCACAAGGCAGAGCAGGUAGGUUGUCGAAGCUGUCACCACUACCUCUCCCAGCUCACGUGC